AUUUUUAUCUAAUAAAAAUAAAACAGUGAAAUUAAGAGUGGGUGUUCUAAAAGAGAUUACAUUGUUGGCAUAAGAAUUGAAAUAAUGGCUAAUAUUAAUACAAUAAUAAUGAUGAGGAUGAUGAUUAUUAAAUGAUUUUGAAACAAUGGGAAUAUUCACAUCUUGCUGUAGACCUUCAGCGUCAGAAGUACUAACUCCAGAUGCUGAGACGCGAAGGCGUCAGCAGGUAGAGGCAGCGGAGAAGCGGCGCAAGGAGGAAGCAGCUCGCGGGGUGAAGGACCCGGAGCGAGUGCGGCGCAUGCAGCAGCGGGCUGAGGAGAUGGAGAAGAGAGAGCAGGAGCUGAGCAAGGACGGAGGACCUAAUCUGAGGUGGUCGGCUGACUGAGAUCAGGUCCCACCAGCACCGUCCGGCAGCCAACAAACAAACCAGGGCAAAUACAAGUACAUGAACUAAUGCUGUUAAGGUAUUUUAUGUUUAUUAUAUCUUUUUAUUAAUAAGGGGGUGAUUUUUAGCAAAGAUAAGCACUGCUGCAACUACGAAAUAAUUAUAAAACUGUUCAACGUUUUCGUAAACAAUAUACAUACAUAUUUAGAU
This is a messenger RNA of Aricia agestis (brown argus), 595 nucleotides long. RefSeq lists its product as uncharacterized. The transcript has 4 exons. Gene Ontology annotation, biological process: positive regulation of autophagy; negative regulation of VCP-NPL4-UFD1 AAA ATPase complex assembly; negative regulation of retrograde protein transport, ER to cytosol. Lineage: Eukaryota; Metazoa; Arthropoda; Insecta; Lepidoptera; Lycaenidae. Bases 146 to 385 code for a protein of 79 amino acids. Gene Ontology annotation, cellular component: endoplasmic reticulum membrane. The record is from RefSeq and is a predicted model, not a curated record.